AUGACUCCUGCUGUCUCAACCAGUACAGUAGCAGGGAUGGUUGAGACAUUUAGAUAUCCGCAGCAUAUCGCUCCGAUGAGAGUACACUUUCUGUGUAGUAGGAGAACAUUAGCAUUCAUCAUCGUCCUCAUCUCAACUCUCUGUAUACAGAAUUCACUGCAAGUUGAAGAGAAGUAUUGUUAUGACGAGAGCUUCAGAGUGGCCUGCAGUCGCGACGAUGAGGUCAUCGUGUUCAGAGACGCCACGUUCGGACAGAUGGACGGCCACCACUGCAUCAAAGGCGAGAGUGGGAUAACGAAGGGAUGUCAGAAGAGUGUCCUUCAUCAUCUGGAUCGCAUGUGCUCCGGAAGGAAGUCCUGCAACGUCCUCGUCAACAAUGUUUCAUUUGGCUCACCCCCUUCUUGUCCCAAGAACUACAAACCCUACCUCAAGAUUUACUACGAUUGUCUUAGAGUGGUGACAGCUCCCGCCAACGUGAGUUGUGCUUCUUCCGGUGGUCGGAGUGUCCUCAUAAAUAAUCAGCUACACGGAUACAUAGCCAGCUACGUAACGAUGAGCACCAACUUGGGGUCAGCCAACUGUCCCUGGAAGAUCGAGGUGCCCAAGGGACUGAAGAUUAACCUGACACUCAUCGACUUCACAAUGCCAACGAGCGAUUUGUGGAGAGAAUACGCGGAUGUUGUCGGUCCUGGAUCUGGAAGAUACGGUAACUACGAUCAUCGCGGUCGAUAUCCGUUGAAUCUCGAUCCGUAUCACAGUCACAUGUAUGGAGGAGCAGGGAUGAGUCGAGGGAUCGGAAACGAUUGCAAAAAAUACGGAAUUGUGUCGGAUAAAUCGUCUAUAUCAAGACUGGCGGAGAAAAUUUGUGGCAAAGACGUGCGAGAAAAGCAUAUUCUUUUUUCAAGGAGCAAUGCCAUCGAGUUGAAGAUCUACACGCAGGAUCAAAUGAAUCAAUUCUGGUUCCUCAUCAAAUUUGAUGCGAUUGGUUGCACGGAAAUCUCUCCACCCCAGCACGGUUGGAUGAGGAAGGAUGAGAACGAGAGGUGGUUGAUGGGCUGCAAUCACUCCGACCACACCUGGGCCAUGAACUGCGACGACAUGGAAAAUGUCUGGGUUGGAAAUUAUGAAAACUGCUCCGCCGAAAAUUACGAUUCACAUUAUCUUGUUUUUGGCAAGGUUGCUGUCCCAUACAGUUCAAAGGAGGGAGACACAAGUUGCGACGAGAGUCUAUGCAGGUCUCAUCAACCGACCCCGUUGAAAGUCAAUCCUGCUUCCAUAUCAGUGACGUCAUCAUCUCAGUGUGCAACUAACAACCAACCCCCUCUGACACAACAACCGCAAGAAAUCAAACCGAAACCAAUCUUAAGAAAUGCUCAAAAUUAUCAGCAGCAGCAGCAACAACUGCAACAACAGUACAACCAAUCAUUCGUUGACGCGUCUUUACUUCUCAGUACCAUUGGAAGCAGUUCCGAAAACGUAGCGAGCUGCAACAUUGACGAGAACAUCAGCAAGUACAGCAGUCGAACGCUGCCGUCGUCAAUGAAAGGCGUCAAAUACUCGAGCCACACGCCACAGAGCACCCUCUCCACGGCAUCAAACAACAACGAUUACGUCAGAGAGAUGUGGCCCAUGGCUCCUCCCAUUGCCAGCAAGUUGACAGGAAUUGACAGACCAGACAGCCGCAACGGGACCAGCUUGUUCCAAUAUGGAGACUCCGUAACUUUCAAUCUGCAAAGUGGUCAGACAUCGGGUGGAAAAACUCUUCAACAUCAUCAUCAUCACCACCAUCUCCAUCAUCCCCAUCCUCUUCACCCACAAACGCAACAACUUCAGCAGCCUCUGAUGCACCAGCAGCAACCACACCAGCCACAGCAGACUGGAACUUUGAUAUACGAUGGUGAUGACGACACUCACAUUUACGAAACUCCGAAAUACUUGAGACGCGAGAAAGCGGCCACUAUGCGUUUGCAAGUGAAAUCAGGUCAAGCGAAGACUUUGUCAUUUUACGAGCCGACAACGAACAGCACCGCCCCAACAAACACGAACGUCAUCACAACGGUAGCAACUGCUUCAUCGAUGGUCACAUCAUCCCAGGACUACAGAGGUUCCAAAACUCUCCCUCGCCAGGUCUUAGCGGUGUCCGCGAGUGUCAAAUUAUGA
Helobdella robusta is the source of this 2160-nucleotide messenger RNA. RefSeq lists its product as hypothetical. NCBI's taxonomy places the organism in Eukaryota, Metazoa, Annelida, Clitellata, Rhynchobdellida, Glossiphoniidae. The record is from RefSeq and is a predicted model, not a curated record. Gene Ontology annotation, molecular function: carbohydrate binding. Bases 1 to 2160 code for a protein of 719 amino acids. The transcript is spliced from 8 exons.